CUCCAUGUGGGUCCCUAACUUCACUCAAACAAUCUACCAAACAUCAUCAUCAUCAUCUGCAUUCACAUUUACUGUUUUCCGUCACAGACGACAACAAUCAGUCAACAAAAUAACUAGUACUACGUGGAAACUCGGUCUUUCAUCAAUCCGACGUCGUUUUGCUCAUCAUUCCACCAUGGCUGACAUGAUCAAUGUCGUUUACAAAAAUGCAAACCAACCCAUAGAAGCCAGAGUCAAAGAUCUUAUGCCCCGCAUGACUCUGAAAGAAAAACUUGGUCAAAUGACUCAAAUCGAACGUGCAGUUGCUACUCCUGAUGUCAUCAAUCAUCUUUGCAUAGGAAGUGUGCUAAGUGGUGGGGGAAGCAAGCCACACGAGAAUGCAACGGCGUCAGAUUGGGCGGAUAUGGUGGACGGGUUACAAAAAGGGGCAUUAGAAUCGAGGCUUGGCAUUCCGAUAUUUUAUGGUAGUGAUGCUGUUCAUGGUAAUAACAAUGUAUAUGGCACUACUAUCUUCCCUCACAAUGUUGGCCUUGGCGCGACCAGAGAUCCGGAUUUAGUUGAGAUGAUAGGUGCUGCAACUGCUCUGGAAACAAGGGCUAGUGGUGUUCAAUAUGCAUUUGCUCCUUGUGUUGCUGUAUGUAGAGAUCCAAGAUGGGGAAGAUGCUACGAAAGCUAUAGCGAAGAUACCCAAUUAGUUAGAAAAAUGACUUCAUUGGUAACAGGCUUGCAGGGGAGACCUCCUAAAGACCAUCCAAAUGGUUACCCUUAUGUAGCUGGAAGGAAUAAUGUUAUGGCUUGUGCAAAGCAUUUUGUUGGAGAUGGCGGUACUGACAAAGGGAAAAACGAAGGCAAUACUAUAAUCUCAUAUGAGGAUUUGGAAAACAUCCAUAUGUCACCAUAUCCAGAUUGUAUUUCAAAGGGUGUUUGUACAGUUAUGGCAUCCUAUUCAAGUUGGAACGGAACCAAAAUGCACUCUCACCGUCAUCUUCUAACCGAUAUUCUCAAAGAGAAGCUAGGCUUUAAGGGUAUUGUGAUUUCAGAUUGGGAAGCACUUGACCGUUUCCACGACCCUUAUGGAUCAAACUACAGAGCUGCUGUUUCAUCUGCCGUUAAUGCUGGAAUUGACAUGGUGAUGGUUCCAUUCAGAUAUCAGUUAUUUUUGGAGGAUUUGGAAUAUUUAGUAGAAUCUGGAGAGGUACCCAUGGCAAGGAUUGAUGAUGCUGUUGAACGCAUACUAAGAGUUAAAUUUGCUGCUGGGCUUUUUGAAUACCCCAUGACCGAUAGAUCUUUGCUCGAUAUCGUGGGCUGCAAGAAACAUAGAGAAUUAGCACGUGAAGCAGUUCGCAAGUCAUUGGUUUUGUUGAAAAACGGGAAGGAUCCAAGAAAACCAUUUCUGCCGUUAGAUAGAAAUGUGAAAAGGGUUCUUGUCGCUGGAAAACAUGCAGAUGAUCUGGGUUUCCAGUGUGGAGGUUGGACCGCCACGUGGGAAGGAACUAGUGGAAGAAUCACAAUCGGAACAACGAUUCUUGAUGCUAUUAAAGAAGCAGCAGGAGACAAUACUGAAGUGGUAUAUGAAGAAAACCCGACAACUAAAAGCCUUUCUGGACAAGAUUUUUCUUAUGCUAUUGUAGUCGUUGGUGAAGCUCCAUACGUAGAAUCUGGUGGUGAUAAUUCAGAACUCACCAUUCCAUUUAAAGGGGAUGAACUAUUAAAGCUUGUUGCAGAGAAAAUCCCAACUCUCGCAAUUUUGAUAUCUGGCAGGCCAUUGGUUAUAGACCCAUCGGCCCUGGAAAUGUUGGAUGCAUUAGUUGCUGCUUGGUUGCCUGGGACGGAAGGAAAUGGGAUAACUGAUGUUAUAUUUGGAGAAUACGAGUUCCAUGGACUGCUUCCAGUUUCAUGGUUUAAAUCGGUUGAUCAACUGCCUAUGAAUGCUCAUCAAAACUCAUAUGAUCCAUUGUUUCCCAUUGGGUAUGGACUAAAAUCUAAAGUUUAAACACAUAUCUGUCGAUAGUUGUGCUUGUGCUUUCCGUAUCGUGUUAUUGUGUAUUAUAAUUAUAAUUAUUCAUAAACUUGAAUGUAAUUUUUAUCAUGGGAAUAGUUUCUGUAUCACUUUCGAUGCUUUGAUAUAUAGUACCUUUGUUUUGUAA
Messenger RNA from Erigeron canadensis, 2147 nucleotides. RefSeq names its product beta-glucosidase BoGH3B-like. The coding region runs from base 5 to 1993 and encodes 662 amino acids. The record is from RefSeq and is a predicted model, not a curated record. Gene Ontology annotation, biological process: glucan catabolic process. Gene Ontology annotation, molecular function: beta-glucosidase activity. NCBI's taxonomy places the organism in Eukaryota, Viridiplantae, Streptophyta, Magnoliopsida, Asterales, Asteraceae. The transcript is spliced from 9 exons.